CCGUGAUCUCGCUUGAGUUGCCCAGCCGUGCGCUACAAUUUUAAACGACAAAACAUUUUCAUUCCGUAUUUGCAUACGCAUACACCUGUUAUGCUAAGUCGUUUUCAGCCUUUUAUCUCUUUUUCGGACUAUUUCCUGGAUUUGGAUUUGGAAUAGCGUGGACAUUUAGUUUAUGUUACAUAUAAUUAUUGGAGGGUUUAACUCCGAAGGACCACUCCAGUCAAAAUGUCAAUUUUACCUUUUACACCUCCGAUUGUGAAAAGACUUUUGGGUUGGAAAAAGGGAGAGCAGAAUGGGCAGGAGGAGAAGUGGUGCGAAAAGGCUGUGAAGAGUCUUGUGAAGAAACUGAAGAAGACGGGACAGCUGGACGAACUGGAGACUGCCAUCACAACACAGAACAUCAACACCAAGUGCAUCACCAUACCGAGGUCUCUGGAUGGCCGUCUGCAGGUGUCCCACAGGAAGGGUCUUCCCCACGUCAUCUACUGCCGACUGUGGCGCUGGCCCGACCUGCAGUCGCACCACGAGCUGCGCGCCAUCGACCUGUGCGAGUUCGCCUUCCACAUGAAGAAGGACGAGGUGUGCGUCAACCCCUACCACUACCAGCGCGUGGAGACGCCGGUACUGCCCCCGGUGCUGGUGCCCCGGCACACGGAAAUCCCGGCCGAGUUUCCCCCGCUGGAUGACUACAUCCACUCCAUCCCAGAGAACACCAACUUCCCCGCCGGCAUCGAGCCGCAGAGCAACUACAUCGCAGAGACCCCCCCGCCUGGCUACAUCAGUGAGGACGGGGAGACCAGUGACCAUCCGAUGAGCCACAGUAUGGACACAGGCUCACCGAACCUUUCACCAAGUCCAGUGUCUCCAACGCACAGUAACUUAGACCUGCAGCCAGUGACAUACUGCGAGUCGGCCUUCUGGUGCUCCAUCUCCUACUACGAGCUGAACCAGCGUGUGGGCGAGACCUUCCACGAGACCUACCUGCAGCCAGUGACAUACUGCGAGCCGGCCUUCUGGUGCUCCAUCUCCUACUACGAGCUGAACCAGCACCUGCAGCCAAUGACAUACUGCGAGCCGGCCUUCUGGUGCUCCAUCUCCUACUACGAGCUGAACCAGCACCUGCAGCCAGUGACAUACUGCGAGCCGGCCUUCUGGUGCUCCAUCUCCUACUACGAGCUGAACCAGUCGGGGUGUGCGUUUUAUACUACAUCGAUUGGGGAGGUGUUUACCGAUGCCUCGCUGACAAGCGCCAUCUUUAUCCAAACCCCAAGCUGCAACCAGCGCUACGGCUGGCAUCCUGCCACCGUCUGCAAGAUCCCCCCAGGUUGCAACCUGAAGAUCUUCAACAACCAGGAGUUUGCGGCCCUCCUGGCCCAGUCGGUGAAUCAGGGCUUUGAGGCCGUCUACCAGCUGACCCGGAUGUGCACCAUCCGCAUGAGCUUCGUCAAGGGCUGGGGUGCAGAGUACAGGCGUCAGACGGUGACCAGCACCCCCUGUUGGAUCGAGCUGCACCUCAACGGGCCACUGCAGUGGCUGGACAAAGUGCUCACUCAGAUGGGCUCCCCGAGCAUACGCUGCUCCAGUGUCUCAUAAGACGACACUCACACACACACACACACACACACAUACACACAUAUACACACAACAAGCACAGGCGCACAUCAUAAUCUCGCACACGCACAGACACACACACACACAUACACACACACACACACACACACCACAGACACUCACACGCACGCACACCACACCAAACACCAAACACUCACAUAUAAAUACAGUCCGUUUACAAGCACUCACAUAAAUAACACACCCACUAUCUGACGCACACACUUUAGAGUGACAGGAAACGUACAGACCAAAACUAAACUGUCAAACCAAGAAAGCGACUGGAAGAGGCUGUUGGAGAGAGCAACCUCCCACCCACUCCUCCACUCACUCCUCCACCCACUCCUCCCUGGGCCACUCUCAGGAGCACUUUGAUUCUGAUGUGUGUGAUGUGCAACAGGGAAAGCACAUCACAAAUAAUGCUUUUUUUGUUUGUUUGUGUUUUUUUCCUGACAUUGUCCAUAUCAUUUGAUUUUUAAAUACAUUAAUUGUUUUGGCAGGUGGUGCCAAAAUGCUCAUACACAUGCGAACUACAUGAUUUGUUUAUAUACAAGCAAUAAGGUUUUAAAAAAAGAAAGAUGAUUUUUUUAGCUGUGCAUACCUAAUUUGGAGUAGUGGUGCUAGUUAGUGAGAAUUUUAAGAGCAUUGAAUUUUAAGUGUUGAAACAGUUUUUUGUACAGUACCAAGUUUCAUACAUUUAUUUUUUGUAUUUUUUAUUGUGAUUUCAAUUGCCCAGUGUUGUGAAUUAAUUUCUUGUAAAGUCUUGAAUGUCUUGUAAAGACUUUUACUCUCUACUCUCCUGAGCAGUAUAGAAAAAUAGAUGCAUCAAUUUUCUAAUUUUUCUUAACAAUUGUGUAUUCUGUGUGUGUGUGUGUGUGUGUGUGUGUGUGUGUGUGGUCACGUCUUUGUUUCUUUAACCUGUAAGGCAUGCUGUUCUUCCCCAUGUUUAGGUAGCUACAGUCUAGCCACACACUAGGUGAAGCAUUAAGCCUCUUCUCUGCAUGCAGCCUAAGUCUCCCUUUAUGACUGUUGGAAGGGGUGCCUGCGUUGAGACACCUAAUCAGAAGUGAAACCUCUCUGAAGUGCGGAACAGGUGUGGUGCUGUCUGUCUGGGUCUGACUCAUAACUGUCACUUUUUGUCAGUUUUUUUGGGGGGGGGAGUUGUGCCAAGCUUGUGUCCACUUAUAUCAAACAGGACAGCGUCUGCUCUCUCUAAUCUGACCACCCACUGUCCAUCUGGUGUUUGCUUGCAUUUGUUGUUCAGAUGUUGGCCAUUCUGUAGUGGUUGAGACGAUUUUGACUGCCUUUGUCUUGCUUGCAUUGUUUCAAGGGAGAUGUUUUUUUUUUUUUGUGAAAAAAGUUCCGACAUUUGCUCUCAGACUGAGAACAGUUGCCAUUAGCAGUCGAGCCACUAAGUAUUGUCUCUCUUCAGUCCUAUGACCAGCUUCAGAGGAGGUGGAUUGGCAAAGGAUCUGCCUAGGAUAGAUGAUAUAGUGUAUAUAUUUAUAUAUUCCGUCUAUAUAUUUAUAGCAUCAAAACUGCAUGUGAGCACCGUUAUGCUCUGAGUAUGUCUUAUACUGUACAUAUACACACACCUCUCCCUUAUGCCAGUACACAUGUGGGGAGGGGAGUAUACUCUGUGUUUUAUGAGGGGGAUGAGAAGAUGGUGCUUACUUCAUCGAUAAGUGAUAGACGGAAGUGCUUGCCUUGCCUCAGUCUCCUAUUUAGCACUAAUACUUCCUGGUUACAUUUGCAAAGUUUCCUCAUUAGGCUUACAGAGAAACUCCAGAUCACACAGUUUGCCACAGUUUGCUCAUUGUCUGUUCUAGUAACAAGGAAAUUGCGUGCACCAGAGAAAGGCAGUCUUGUGCCUCUCCAUGCAAAGUGAUGUACUCUCACCUGCCGUUUAUGUGCAGUGAGUAUUCCAUGAACCAAGUUUAGCCCUUGUUCAGAGUUAUGUUGUCAAAACAGCUUCCUCUCAGGACCAUUGUGGGUUUUAAUCUCGUCUUGAUUCAAACUAGACGUGUUCUGUACAUACAUAUACAGAAACAGUAAUGCAUGCUUAUUUUCUGAGAUUUUUUCACUUUUUGUAUUCUAGAUUCUAUUUUGCUACCAAAUAUUUUUGUAGGAGUGGGAAUGUUUUAUAGCAACGUACUGCAUUAUUGAUCGCUCCUUGCCCGUACAGGGGAGAACAGAUAAGCCAAGAGCUGACAACUUUGGGGAUAAGGAAUUUCUCUAUGUUUCUCUAUGUUUUUUUAUUCUGUAUGUUUAUUGUGACAGAGGGGGAGAGUUUGAUUAGAUGUUUCUGAAAUAAAAGGGAACGCUUGACAUGGUAGGCUGUGUACAUAUUUAAACCAAGACCAGUUUUGUGUGCAGUCAGUGGUUUCUUUUUUAAAUUCUUUUGAGGAGCAGUCGCUCACUCCUCUGAGACUGUCUUUGUACUUCUUUGGAGGAAGGAUGAAAAAAGCCCCUCGAACACUUCAGAGGGAUCUGAGAAACCAGUGCUGUUAACUUCCCCUACUUUUUUAAAACCUUUGGUAAACACAGAGGGGUAAACCGAUAUUUGGGUUUGUCGAGGAUGGCACACAAGGUCCACUUCACCCUCCCUGCGGUCCGCCUGGCCUGUGUGGGCCAAGGGCAGUGCCGUCUCUGAGGCUGGCACAGACACAAUGGCGGGGCUCAUUAGUCAGCGGUGCAUGGAGACUCCCUCUUUCACACACACACAGCACUUACAGUGGUACACUUAUGCUCCUUGCACUUCCGAUGGCGCGCAUGGUCCACCAUAUUUAAGUUCGAGAAUAAUUGGUUGAAAAUGAACAAAGUUAUGUCUGAGUCUCACUUGUCUUGAUUCUGUAGUUUCCCCCCAAACACACAUUUAUAUAUAUAUAUAUGUGUGUAUAUUUAAAUUUUGUUAUAUCUGAAGUGUCAUAAACUGAUGUUUUUUGUUGAAUCAGUGGAUUCACUUAAAAGCUAUUGAAAUCUUUAUUACAUUUUUGUAAGCGACUUUGUUAAGUCAAUUAUGGAUUGGCUGAUAUUUGUUUCAGGUUUUCUAUGUACUUAGUUUUGUACAAGUUGUGCUUGAAGUUUGUUAGGUGUUUGUAAAAAGAUAUAUCAUUUAUCAUUGCUUCCACAAUUGUAGUUAAACUGAUUCAAUGAAUUGUGUUUUGGCUCUUGUUGUUUAAUAAAAAAAAAUGUGUAGGCCUAUC
Molecule: messenger RNA, 4814 nt
Organism: Alosa alosa (allis shad)
Lineage: Eukaryota; Metazoa; Chordata; Actinopteri; Clupeiformes; Clupeidae
Gene: smad3a
Product: SMAD family member 3a
Biological process (GO): SMAD protein signal transduction; anatomical structure morphogenesis; BMP signaling pathway
Cellular component (GO): heteromeric SMAD protein complex
Molecular function (GO): RNA polymerase II cis-regulatory region sequence-specific DNA binding; DNA-binding transcription factor activity, RNA polymerase II-specific; I-SMAD binding
Source: RefSeq, a predicted model, not a curated record